AUUUCUCUUUCCUUUCAUCCCUUCUCUUUUGCACAAAUCUUCGUUGAAACAUUACAUGGAAACAUUCACCUCCCUUCUCACUCGUUAACUCUUUUCUCUGAAGCCACACAUAAGGUUAUUUUCAAUGGAUUGCAACAAAGAUGAGGCUAUCAGGGCCAAGGAAAUUGCUGAGAAGAAGAUGCAGAGCAAUGACUUCGAAGGCGCCCGUAAGAUUGCUUUGAAGGGAAAAAACCUCUACCGGAAACUCGAAUAUAUUACGCAGAUGCUGAGCAUCUGUGAUGUGCACUGCUCAGCUCAGAAAAUUAUUCUAGGAUCCGAAAAGGACUGGUACGGAAUCCUUCAAGUUGAAAAGUCGGAUGACGAGGCUGCGAUCAAGAAACAAUAUCGCCGGCUAGCACUUAUUCUGCAUCCAGAUAAGAAUCAAUUCCCUGGUGCUGAGGGGGCUUUUAAGUUGAUUUGUGAAGCAAAUGCAUUGCUUUCAGAUCCAGCAAAGAAAUAUGCAUACGACAGUAAGAUAAAUGCCUGGUCCGGAUCUACUACAAACCCUCCGAAUCAUCAGACUAACAGAAGCUUUCAGGAAAAUAAUCAAUAUGGUGCUCAAAACAGAAAUGCAUCUGAUGGUUUCAGCAGCCUGAAUCGAGAUCAAAAUACGGACUCUACCUCGGUUUUCUGGACACAAUGCCCGUUCUGCAAAGUAAUCUACCAGUAUCUGAGACAAUAUAUCAACAGAUGUUUGCAGUGCAUCAAAUGCCAUAAGAGUUUUGAUGCAUAUGAAAUGACUGCUCCUUGUGUUUCCUCAACUAGUUCGGGGAACCAAGGCUCUCAGCAUGUGCCAUCAAAACCUGAUAUACACCAAGUUGAUAGUUCUCAAGUUGAUAGUUCUCAAGAGACUGAUCCGGAAAAUCAUGAAAAUGGUGUGCAAAAUAUCCAAGUGUCUUCAGUGUCUGGAUCACACGUUGAUAGUUUUCAAGAGACUAAUCCGGCAAAUCGUGAAAAUAGUUUGCAAAAUAUCUCUUCAGUGUCUGGAUCACAAGUUAAUAGUUCUCAAGAGACUAGUCAUGAAAAUCGGGAAAAUGGUGUGCAAAAUAUCAAAGCUGGAUCACAAGGGGAUGCCAGCAUGAAAAGUGUUCAACCAGAGGCAGGUGUCCGAAAAGGAGGUUGUUCCGAGAGUAUCAAGGUAGCUAGUAGUGCUGAAAAUUUGAAGACCGGGACGGAAGGCAAGAAGAGGGUGAGGAAGUUAGUGAUACAAUACAGUGAUGAUUCUGAUACUGAGCUAGAGCAUGUAUCGUACAAGAAAGCUGAUGAAGAUUAUCAUUCUAGACCUCUUAAGAGAGCUCAAACAAGCGAAGAGGCAGAUGUUGUGAAGCAUAAGGAUGGCAAUGAAAACAAAGAGACAGGAGCUGAUCACCCCAAAGAAGGUUUGAAGGAAAAGAAUAAGAGCUCUGACAAAGAAGAUGAGAUCAGAGGCGAAACUGGCAGUGGGUCUAGUGUAGUGGAAAUUGAAAGCUCUGACAUAGAUUUAUCUUCAAGUAAUGAUUCAGAUACAGGCUAUUUGGAGUGUCCUGAUCCAGAAUUUUACAAUUUUGAGAAGAUGCACGAUGAAAGCCUAUUUUGUGCGAAUCAGUUUUGGGCUUGUUAUGAUACGUUCGAUAGCAUGCCAAGAUUCUAUGCUAAGGUGAGGAAGGUACGCUCUUCUCCGUUUAAAUUGCAUAUUACAUGGCUGGAAGCUGUUCCUAUACAUGAUUCCUGUAAAAGAUGGGUAGAGAGGGAGUUACCUGUUGGUUGUGGAAGCUUUAAACUUGGUAAACCUGAUACUAUAUCAGAAUGCUUGUCACUUUCUCAUCAAGUGCAUUGUAUAAAAGGCAAAAAGAAAGGUUCUUUUUUCAUAUACCCGAGAGUAGGCGAGGUCUGGGCUCUUUUCAGAGACUGGGGCAUCAGUUGGAGUUCCAACCCAGAGAAUCAUAAGGAAUUCAGAUAUGAAAUUGUAGAGGUGCUCUCUGAUUUUGCUGAAGGUAUUGGCAUAAAAGUUGCUCAUUUGGAAAAGGUUAGUGGAUUUGUGAGCCUUUUCCAGAGAGCAGACCAAAGUGAGAGUAAUUCAUUUCUGAUAGGGCUGACAGAGCUGUACAAAUUCUCCCACUGUGUUCCCAGUUUCAAAUUGACUGGCACGGAACGAGAGGGAGUGCCGGUAGGUUCAUUUGAACUUGAUCCUGGCUCCUUACCUCUUAACCCCGAUGACUUGUAUUUUCCUAAGAGAGCCAAAAUCGAGCGUGGAUAUAAGAAUCCUAGCGUUGGGAACUCACUUCCCAAAUAUGCUAAGGAAAGGGGUAAAUCUUCUUCGACAGGGAGUUCUUGAGGUCCGAUAAGACUGGAUUUAGAAGGCACUAAUUGAGUUAAUCAUGCAUUCGUCUGAAGAACAUUUGUUUACAAGGCUGGUAAAGAUUUAUGGUUAACUGGAUGUGGAUUUUGUGUUUUUUCCUCGAUACAUAAAACAAACGCGACUUUUGCUAACAAAUGGUAGUACCCUCUUUGGCUGUUUAAGGACCAAUUUUCUUCUAUCUUGAUGUCUCGUCUGAAGUGUCUUGUACCGUCUGUACAGAAACUUCGAUUUGAACCAAUGAGACGGAGGGAGUAUUUAAACACACAAAUUAAAGUUUUUGUAUGGUCUGUACGGAAACUUCGAUUUGAAUUAAUGUUUCAUUUCUAUUUUA
This is a messenger RNA of Salvia hispanica, 2708 nucleotides long. RefSeq lists its product as uncharacterized. The record is from RefSeq and is a predicted model, not a curated record. Lineage: Eukaryota; Viridiplantae; Streptophyta; Magnoliopsida; Lamiales; Lamiaceae.